Molecule: messenger RNA, 735 nt
Organism: Neurospora tetrasperma FGSC 2508
Lineage: Eukaryota; Fungi; Ascomycota; Sordariomycetes; Sordariales; Sordariaceae
Exons: 2
Coding region: 16-735 (239 amino acids)
Biological process (GO): protein import into mitochondrial matrix; protein folding
Cellular component (GO): PAM complex, Tim23 associated import motor
Molecular function (GO): adenyl-nucleotide exchange factor activity; protein-folding chaperone binding; protein homodimerization activity
Source: RefSeq, a predicted model, not a curated record
AGAUACCCAGCCAAAAUGCUACGAACAGCCCUCACCCGCUCUUCCAGAGCCCUCUGCUCCGGCGCCCGCGUUGCCGCCCAGCGCCCUAUUGCUUCCCAGAUCUUCCAGAUGCAAGCUGCCCGGACAGCUGCUCCCCAGCUGCGCUCCGCCGCCCGGUGGUACAGCGCCGAGGCUGAGGGUGAGAAGAAGGCCGACGAGGGCGCCGAGCAGAAGGAGGGUGAGACCGAUGAUGUCGUUGCUGCCCUCAAGAAGCAGCUCGAGGCCAAGGACGCCGAGGCCCGCGAGUGGAAGGACAAGUGCCUUCGCACCGUCGCCGACUUCCGCAACCUCCAGGAGCGCACCGCCCGCGAUGUCAAGCAGGCCAAGGACUUUGCCAUUCAAAAGUUCGCCAAGGACCUUGUUGAAAGCGUCGACAACUUCGAUCGCGCCUUGAGCGUGGUUCCUCAGGACAAGCUCAAGUCGGAGGAGCAGUCUGAGCACCUCAAGGACCUCGUCAACCUCUACGAGGGUCUCAAGAUGACCGAGAGCAUCCUCCUUUCGACCCUCAAGAAGCACGGUCUCGAGCGCAUCGAACCUGAGGGUGAGGUCUUCAACCCCAACGAGCACGAGGCCACCUUCAUGGCGCCCAUGCCCGAUAAGGAGCACAACGUCGUCUUCCACGUCCAGCAGAAGGGCUUCAAGCUCAACGGCCGCGUCCUCCGCCCUGCCCAGGUCGGCGUCGUCAAGAACAAAUAA